AAUAGAAAGCUGAGUUGUUGAAGAAAAGCAUGCACAUGCUCAGCCCCCACAAACGUCCCAUCUCCUUCUUACCAGUUUGAACUUCUUGCAAUUUGCAACUUUUGAGACUCCUCAAGCUUUCACACAAGAAACCAACUACUUCUGCGUUUCAGACCUUCGCUAUCUUUGCUUCCCUUCUGAUUCAUUCCUUUCAACAAAGAAAGCCAUGGCAGAGCUCUUACUUGGUGCCGUCCUCCCAGUUCUGGUCGAGAAAUUGCUGUCUCAGGAUUUGCUGGACUUUGCAAGUCGAUACAAGGGACUUGGAAAAAAGCUGGGCAACUGGAAGGAAACGCUGUCAGGAAUUCAGGCACUGCUUGAUGAUGCAGAGGAGAAGCAACAUACUAACAGGGCGGUGAAACGUUGGCUGGAUGAUCUCAGAGACUUGGCUUACGAUAUAGAAGACAUACUUGACGAGUUCGACACAGAAGCUUUGCUAUGUAAAUUGAGGGGAGAAAAUCAGGGCAGCACAAGUAAGGUACGGAACCUCAUCCCUGCUUGUUGUACUGGUUUGACUCCACAUGCUCUUAAGAUCAACAUUCGUCUGGAGUCAAAGAUCACAGACAUUACUGAUCGAUUCAACGUUCUCUUGAUGCAAGAAACUAAUUUGAGAUUGAAAGAAACUGCUGAUGGGAAGUCACAUAGGAAAACAGGGACAGUGCUAGCGCCAACUUCUCUAGUGACUGAACCUCAUAUUUAUGGCAGGGAUGAAGAUAAAGAGGUUGUACUUGAAUUGUUGCUGAGUGAAAAAUGUAGGGAUGCCCAACUCUCUGUGAUUCCUAUACGUGGUAUGGGGGGUAUAGGAAAGACAACUCUUGCCAAGUUUGUAUUUCAUGAUAAAAAAGUACAAAGCUUUUUUGAUCUAAAAGCAUGGGCAUGUGUUUCUGAAGAUUUCGAUGCUAUUAGAGUCACAAAAACAAUUUUGGCAUCGGUCACCUCUGAAAAUUUUGGUGACAAUGAUCUGAAUUUGUUGCAAGUCAAACUAAAAGAGACACUGAAAGGGAAGAAGUUUCUUGUAGUUUUGGAUGAUCUUUGGAAUGAAAACUACGAUAGUUGGACUAUCCUACUUGCUCCUUUCUUAGAAGGGGCUCCGGGAAGUGCGAUUGUCAUCACAACACGUAAUCAGGGAGUUUCAUCAACAACAAGAUCCCUUCAAGAGUACCAUUUGAAAGUGUUGUCAAAUGAGGCAUCUUUGUCUUUAUUUACCCAACAUGCACUAGGGGCAAACAAUUUCAGUGCACAUCCAAAUCUUAAAGAUAUUGGUGAAAAAAUCGUUGAAAAAUGUAAAGGCUUGCCUUUGGCAGCAAAGACCCUCGGAGGCCUCUUGCGCACUAAGUUGGACCGUUACGAGUGGGAAGGUGUUUUAAAGAGCAAGAUAUGGGAUAUACCAGAGGAGAGGAGUGCAAUUGUUCCAGCUCUUAUGUUGAGCUAUUACCAUCUACCUUCACAUUUAAAGAGAUGCUUUGCGUAUUGUUCAAUACUCCCCAAAGACUAUGAAUUUAAGGAGAAGCAGCUGGUUUUGUUAUGGGUGGCAGAAGGUCUAAUUCAGCCACAAGGAGAUCAUAAGCAAAUGGAAGAUUUGGGUAGUCAACAUUUUCGUGAUCUAUUGUCGAGAUCUUUUUUUCAACAAUCAAGCAUGAAGAAAUCAAAAUUUAUAAUGCACGAUCUUAUCAAUGAUUUAGCCCAAUGGGUUGCAGGAGAUAUAUGCUACAGAAUGGAGGAUAGAAUCGAGGGCAUCAACAAAAGAGAAUUUCCCAUCAAAGUUCGGCAUUUGUCUUAUCUGGGUGAUCGUUAUGAUGGCCCUAAAAAGUUUGAGGUUUUUUCCAAACUCAAAUGUUUACGUACCUUCAUGCCUCUUAUGCUACCUAAUAGGGGGUCGUGUUAUUUGACUCAUGAUGUUUCUCUUAAAUUGUUGUCGAAAUUACCGUGUUUAAGAGUGCUCUCUUUGAGUGGUUACUGCAUAGUUGAGCUACCGGAUUCAAUUGGUGAUUUGAAGCACCUACGGUAUCUUGACCUCUCUUACACUCGAAUUAGAGGUUUGCCUGAAUCAACAACUACUCUCUGCAACUUACAAACAUUGAUAUUGAAAAGUUGUUCUUAUCUAGAGGAAUUGCCUUCAAAUUUGGGGAACCUGGUCAACUUGCGCCACCUCAACAUUCUUAAUGCAGAUAAACUGGAAAGAAUGCCUCCUCAAAUAGGUAAAUUAACUAGUUUGCAGACAUUGUCUAAUCUAAUUAUGGGAAAAGGCAAUUGCUUCCCGUUAAAAGAGUUAGGUUCUUUGUUGCAUCUUCGAGGGACGCUCAUCAUCUCAAGAUUGGAGAAUGCUAUUGAACCCAGGGAUGCAUGCGAUGCAAAGUUAAUUGAAAAGCCCGGUCUUACCGCUUUGUGCUUGGAAUGGAGUUUCGAUGUGGAUGAUUCACAAGAUAGAAAAAGCGAAUUAGAUGUAUUGAACAUGCUACAACCAAACGAUGCUUUGGAAGAGCUCACUAUCAAGCACUAUGGUAGUACAAAAUUUCCAACUUGGUUAAAAGGUCAUUCAUUUCCUCAUAUGGUGCUCCUAAGGAUUGAAAACUGUAAAAAAUGCACAUCAUUGCCACCAGCGAGCCAACUACCUUCACUUAAACACCUUUUCAUUGAAGGCAUGGCUAGUGUAAAGAAUGUUGGUGAUGAGUUUUAUGGGAGUAGUUGCUCACAACCUUUUGAAUCCUUAGAAACUUUGUAUUUCGAGAAUAUGGAAGAGUGGGAGAGCUGGAGCCCUAAUGGAGAGUUCCCACACCUGCAUGAGCUUUCUAUCAAAAAUUGUCCAAAGCUGUUGGGGAAUUUACCAAACCACCUUCCCUCAUUACAAAAUGUUGUUAUAGAAAGAUGUAAGCAGUUGGUGGUUUCAAUUUCAAGUUUUCCGGAGCUUUGCAAACUAGAAUUUGAGAAUUCGAAAGGGGUGGUGCGCAAAAGUAAGGUGGAGUUCUCCUCACUAAACUCUAAGUCUCUUUCAAGAAUUUCGGACUUUACAUGUCCAAGAGAAGGGUUUAUGAAUGUAGAAUCUCUGAGGAUUGCAAAUUGUGAGGAGCUAACGCCUUUCUGGUCAAAUGAUGUGGGACUACUAAAACCCCUCCCCCGUCUUAGUUGUAUGAAGGUUAUUGACUGUCAAAAACUAGUUUCUUUGGUGGCAGAAGACGUAAAAGAGCAACCACAACAGGGUAUGGCAUCCACACGCAAUGACACGAAUUCUUUACCCAAGGCAUUGAUGUACAACAACAAAUGUCUUGAGCGUAUUCGUAUUGAAGAAUGUGAUUCGCUGACACACAUUGCAACUUGCCAACUACCUCCAACUCUAAAACGGCUAGAGAUAUGGAAUUGCAAGAAUAUACGGAUUUUGCUGGACGAGGAUGAUAUCAACAGUUGCAGUAGCAGCACAUCUCUUCUUGAGGACUUGACUAUUUUCAAUUGUCCAUCCCUCAAAUCCUUAACAUCCAGCGGAGAAUUGCCUGCAACACUUAAAGACAUCGAUAUUUCGGAUUGCCAAAUGCUGGAGUCAGUGGCGAAAAGCUUCCAUCAGAACUCUUCUCUCGAAAAAAUUGACAUUGAGAGUUGUGAAAACCUUAAAUCCUUAACGGACGAAGGAUUGCUCCCAUGCAACCUUAGAGAGCUGAGUAUUUUCGAUUGUGGGAAAAUGCGGGCCCUACCCAACUGCAUACACAGCAUCACCUCUCUUCGAGAAUUGACGAUAGAAAAAUGUCCAGGUGUGGAAUCCUUUCCUGGCGAAGGCUUUCCCACUAACCUAACAUCACUUGAAAUCAUAGAUUGCGACAUCACUGAGGCCUUGCUUGAGUGGGGGUUGCAAAAGCUUACCUCUCUUCAAUAUCUUCGAUUUGGAGGUGGAUGUCCGCAUCUUUUGUCAUUUCCAGAAAUGACGUUGUCUGCCUCUCUAACCAGCCUCUACAUCAGAAACUUGCCGAAUUUGGAAUACUUAUCUUCAGAAGGCUUUCGAUACCUCUCAUCUCUUAAAACACUAGAAAUUGGUUGGUGCGAAAAGUUGAUGUCCUUUCCAGAUGAUGGUCUGCCUGCCUCUCUAACCAGCCUCCACAUCAGAAACUUGUCGAAUUUGAAAUAUUUAUCUUCCAAAGGCUUUCGAUACCUCUCAUCUCUUAAAACAUUAAGAAUUGAUUGGUGCGAAAAGUUGAUGUCCUUUCCAGAUGAUGGUCUGCCUCCCUCUCUAACCAGCCUUCACAUCAGAAACUUGCCGAAUUUGAAAUACUUAUGUUCCAAAGGCUUUCGAUACCUCUCAUCUCUUCAAAAACUAAGAAUUGGUUGGUGCGAAAAGUUGAUAUCCUUUCCAGAUGAUGGUCUGCCUCCCUCACUCUUGGAUCUUCGCAUCGUUUGCUGUGAAAUGUUCACAUCCUUUCCGAAGGAUGGUCUGCCUCCUUUGCUCCAGCAACUUCAUAUUGCAAACUGUCCUCUGCUGAAAAGACACUGCAAGAAAGAUCAAGGACGAGAGUGGUCCAAGAUAGCCCACAUCCCUCGCGUUGAAAUUGAUGUUAGGCUCAUCUAUGACCCAGAACCAGAAGAGCAGAAUGAGCCCAUGCAUCAAAACCUCCUAGAGAAUAUUUUUUCUUGGCCGUAA
Molecule: messenger RNA, 4657 nt
Organism: Alnus glutinosa
Lineage: Eukaryota; Viridiplantae; Streptophyta; Magnoliopsida; Fagales; Betulaceae
Product: putative disease resistance RPP13-like protein 1
Exons: 1
Coding region: 206-4657 (1483 amino acids)
Biological process (GO): defense response to other organism
Molecular function (GO): ADP binding
Source: RefSeq, a predicted model, not a curated record